Molecule: messenger RNA, 3605 nt
Organism: Gryllus bimaculatus (two-spotted cricket)
Lineage: Eukaryota; Metazoa; Arthropoda; Insecta; Orthoptera; Gryllidae
Source: the annotation of a GenBank genome assembly
AUGGCACCUGGAGGUUUCUCGGGAUAUGGUUCCCUGGAGCGCGCAACAGGCAUUCGUAAAUUGAAAACUGGGAUGAACGUGUUCUGGGUGAGGGCAACGAAGUAUCAUUUUGUAUGUAUGUACGGAGGUGCAGCAUGUUCCAAAGAAGUUUAUUGUUCACUUCCUUCCGUCGCAAGACCUUUCACGAACCCCUUCUCUCGUGUUGCAGAGCCUAACUUCGUGGGGUCGUACGACAUCGGGCAGUACGUGCUGUUCUUCUUCCGGGAGACGGCCGUCGAGUACAUCAACUGCGGCAAGAGCGUGUACAGCCGAGUGGCGCGCGUCUGCAAGAAGGACACGGGUGGCAAGAACAUCCUGUCGCAGAACUGGGCCACCUACCUCAAGGCGCGGCUCAACUGCUCCAUCCCGGGCGAGUUCCCCUUCUACUUCAACGAGAUCCAGAGCGUGUACAAGGUGCCCGGCGACGACACCCGCUUCUACGGCGUGUUCACGACGUCGAUGACCGGGCUGGUGGGCUCGGCCAUCUGCGUGUUCACGCUGCGCGACAUCCAAGAGGCGUUCCGCGGCAAGUUCAAGGAGCAGGCGACGUCGGCCAGCGCCUGGCUGCCCGUGCUGUCCUCGCGGGUGCCCGAGCCGCGACCCGGCGACUGCGUCAACGACACCGAGACGCUGCCGGACACGGUGCUGAACUUCAUUCGAUCCCAUCCGCUCAUGGACGCAGCAGUGGCACACGAGCACGGAAAACCCGUUUUCUUCAAACGCGACCUUCUCUUUACGGAUCUCGUAGUGGAUCGCCUGAAAAUAGACCUCAUCGCCUCAAUUAAAGAAUACAUCGUCUACUAUGCCGGAACAAAUAACGGGCGCGUGUACAAAGUGGUGCAGUGGUACGACGAGGACGCCGAGGACUCGCGCUCGCGCCUGCUCGACAUGUUCGACGUGACGCCGGGCGAGCCCAUUCGCCUCAUGGAGAUCUCCCGGGAGCACCGCUCUCUGUACGUGGCGUCCGACCAUCGCAUCCGCCAGAUCGACCUCGUCAUGUGCAACCGCCGCUACGACAACUGCCUGCGCUGCGUGCACGACCCCUACUGCGGCUGGGACAAGGACUCCAGCUCCUGCAAGCCCUACGCGCCUGGGUUGCUUCAAGAUGUUGCAAAUCGAACAGUAAGCAUAUGUGACAGCAGUGUUGUGAAGAAGAAAAUGGUUGUAACUUGGGGUCAGAGCAUUCAUUUAGGCUGUUUUCUUCGAAUGCCAGAAGUAUUGAGCAGGCAGACCGUUACAUGGUAUCAUUACAGCAAGGAGAAAGGCCGUUAUCAGAUUCAGUACAGGGCUGACAAAUAUAUAGAGACUUCUGAGCGAGGCCUGGUCAUCAUAGCAGUGACAGAGGCAGACUCUGGUCGCUAUGAUUGUUGGCUUGGAGGAGCUCUUCUCUGCAGUUACAAUAUAACUGUUGAUGCUCAUCGUUGUGCACCACCAGGAAAGUCGCAUGACUACCAGAAGAUCUACUCAGACUGGUGCCAUGAGUUUGAGAAGUACAAGAUGGCAAUGAAAACUUGGGAGCGCAAACAAGCUCAAUGCAGCACCCGUCAGAAUGACAGCAACCAGAAUGCACACCCUAACGAGAUCUACCACAGAAGUCCUUUGGUCUGAUAGCCGGUUACUGGACGCGCUUGAGCUGCUACUCGUGGUAGUGGGCUUUUGGCUGUGGUAUACCACCUUCAUUCGGCCCCGUCGUCGGAUUGUCACAGCAGCCUUGUCUGCCCCUGCAGCAGCCGACGCUCCAGCGUCCACUGGCGCCAAUGUGCGCCGUUCAGCCAUUGCAGCCUCUGAGGUGUGAUUUUUCACAUUGGGUGCAUGGUAGACAUAUGCAUUGGCACUACUACAGAACUCGUUGUUGUGUGCUGGAGUAGAUCUGUGAUAUUCUGCUACUGUGUGUAAAGUGAAGAAGGAACUUGAGAUAAACAAAAUUGUAAGAGAGUGAGAAAGAGAGAGAGAAAUAUGAACAUUGACAUCUGUUGUUUCAGAGUGUGCGUUUGUGUGUUAAAUUUUGUGCUGAAUGACAGACAAGACUUAUUAGAGACCAAACCAAAUAAUAUGAAAGUGUCUUUUUUAGUUUGAAAUUGUGUGUGACAAGAGGGAGCUCUUUACGAAGCAACGCUUGCUUAUAGUGCAAUUCUAGAUGCAAGUGUGUGAUGGUUUAUUCCUCUCUUUUCUAAUAAUUCUUGUUUACCAGCAAACUAUGACUCUAUUUCCAUGCAGUAUUUCUUCUCAACAAUUGAGUUAGAAGCUCUGUUGCUUCUGCCAGCUCAACUGCCCAAUGGCUCACAAAGCUCUACACACCUUCCCAUACCAACUUCGAUUACAACUAGGCAAUUACAUCAGAAAUUUCCUAAGGACAACUGAAGCUGAUGUUCCUGCCUGAGCUCCCUGCUGUGUUAUACUGAUAUGUGGUUAAAGUUUUUGCAGUGAGCAACGUAUCAGACCAUUUUAGGUCUGACAAAACACAAAACGGUUAAAAAAGGCACUUCUUAGAUACCUACGUCUUCACAACAAGGAGCUUGCCUUUUGCAGUGUGCCCACAGAGUGUGGUUUCUUCAUAUGAAUUUCAAGAAUGAAGAAAAAGAAGAAUAACAAGAAAUUGAAGAAGAAUUUUGAACUUGGAAGCUUCAUAAAUAUAAGUUGAAUUAGGAUUGAACCAAUGACUUGAAAUCACUAGAAUGUUUAUAAAUAAAUAACAUAGUUUUUAAGUGGACAUCAAUUUUCAAUUCAUUUCAUCAGAUCAUUAUGAAAAAAAAUUUCAUGAUUUGUCAUUAAAGUUUAUGAUAUUAACAAUAGCUCUAGCUGUAGCCUUAGCAUAUAAGAUAUCUUGUGAAAAUUAAAUCCAACCUAUUGUAUGCUUGCCUAUAUUCAUAGGCCCCACAACUUAAUAAAACCAUCUUUCUAUGUUGAAGUGUGCCUGAAUCCCAGUUCUGCUAUGUACUUGUAAAAUAUGUAAAGCGCAUUGUAACAUUGUCUUUCAUUGUGGCUUAUGUUGUACCAAAAUGUUCCCUGCAUUGCAAAAUGUCUUCAGAAUGGAAGAUCAAAAAAUUCUGAAAUGUUUUCAUUUGAAAGUUAGAUUAUUUCUUUAUGGUAUAAAAUGGAAAAUAUGUAACUAUAACUUGUGUACAUUGUGCAGAAAAACAGAAUCUUGAAUCCAUAAUGAUUAAUUUAGCAUGAAUUUCCUUUUGUAUUACUUUUGGGCUCACUGAGUGUGUCAUACAAUAGCAAUUGUAAAAUAAUGGAAAUGUAAUAUUCUUGUUACUUUGAUCACUUCAAUAAAAAUGCAGCAGUUGAAUGAGAAACUGAAACUCUUUUUGUCAUGAUUGGAAUGAUAAAAGAUUUAUAAAACUGCAAUUAGGAAACUUCAGUCUUUGGCCUGUAAGCAAAGCCACACCAAUGAUGAUGUUUCAAUGUAUUCUAAAGAAGCAGAAAUAUUUACUGGAAACUGUUUCUCUUCUGCAUUUUGGACCUUUAACGUCACUCAGGAUUUUACUUCAAUAACCCUGUGAAUUAUUCAAAAUAAAUUAAUAUUUUCAGUACUAGUACAUUGUCAGAAUCAAAAAGUUUCC